CGCGGGGCCGGCCGGCGGGCCUGGGAGGCGCCAGGAAGCGCUGGAGCACCGGUGCCUCAGGUGAGGGCCCGUAGGCGCAGUGCGCGUUCGCAGGCGCAGAGGCGGCGGUGGAGCCCGGCGCUCCCGCUGCCAGCCCAGGAACCGGGAGAUCUGGGUGAGGAGAACAAACCCCGCUGGCAUCUGCGUUUGUGGUCACCCAGAGAGAGCGGCUGUCCCCAAACCGGAGACUUACUGGAUCCCCGCCUGUGAGACCGCCUGUCUCUCCUGGCGCUUGGAACACCUGAGGCGUAAAGGGAUGCGAGAAACAGUUGUGACUUCUGGCCACACCUUUGCUGCAAGCAGUCCAGCGAUACAGUCCAUGCCAAUAGUAGUAAGCCUUUUCUGGGAGCAUCUAUACAAACUUCAACAUUUCUUCUGGGAUAGAGGUGCAUGGUGACAGCAUUGCAGCAAUGAGUGGAAUUUUAAAGAGGAAGUUUGAAGAAGUUGGUGGAACCUCACCCUGUUCAUGUGUGUGGGAAUCAGAUGAUGAUGUUUCUAGCAGUGAAAGUGCUGACAGUGGAAGUAAUGUCCAUCCAUCUGCUUCUAAUCAUUUUACUCGUACAUGUGACAGCAUUGCAGCAAUGAGUGGAAUUUUAAAGAGGAAGUUUGAAGAAGUUGAUGGCUCCUCACCUUGUUCCUCUGUGAGGGAAUCAGAUGAUGACAUUUCUAGCAGUGAAAGUGCUGACAGUGGUGAUAGUGUCAAUCCGUCCACUUCUAAUCAUUUUACCCCGUCUUCAAUCCUGAAGAGAGAGAAACGGAAGAGAACAAAAAAUGUCCAUUUUAACUGUGUUACUGUGUAUUACUUCACGAGAAGGCAAGGCUUCACCAGUGUUCCCAGCCAAGGAGGAAGCACACUGGGAAUGUCCACUCGCCACAACAGUGUGCGCCAGUAUACACUGGGAGAGUUUGCCAUGGAGCAGGAGAGGCUUCAUCGAGAGAUGUUGAGAGAGCAUCUAAGGGAGGAAAAACUCAAUUCUCUAAAGUUAAAGAUGACGAAGAAUGGUACGGUGGAAUCUGAGGAAGCCAAUACACUGACUCUGGAUGACAUUUCUGAUGAUGAUAUUGAUCUAGACAACACAGAAGUAGAUGAGUACUUUUUUCUCCAACCCCUGCCUACAAAAAAGCGGCGGGCAUUGCUGCGAGCUUCUGGAGUGAAGAAGAUUGACGUGGAAGAAAAGCACGAGCUGCGAGCCAUCCGCCUGUCCAGAGAGGAUUGUGGCUGUGACUGCCGUGUGUUCUGCGACCCAGAAACUUGCACCUGCAGUCUUGCAGGCAUAAAAUGUCAGGUGGAUCGUAUGUCUUUUCCAUGCGGUUGCACUAAAGAAGGGUGUAGCAAUACAGCAGGUAGAAUCGAAUUUAACCCUAUCCGUGUACGGACUCACUUUUUGCACACGAUAAUGAAACUUGAAUUGGAGAAAAAUAGAGAGCAGCAAGUUCCAGCACUCAAUGGCUGUCACACUGAGAUAAGUGCACACAGUAGUUCCAUGAGUCCAGGACCCCAUCCAGUUGAAUAUUCAAUUGCAGAAAAUUUUGAGAUUGAAACUGAAACCCCGGCUGCAGUUAUGCAUUCCCAGUCAGCCGAGGACUUGGACUGCCCAGUGGAAGAGGAGGAAGAGGAAGAUGGGAGUAGCUUUUGUAGUGGAGUUACAGAUUCUAGUACACAGAGUUUAGCCCCUAGUGAAUCAGAUGAUGAUGAAGAGGAAGAGGAAGAUGAGGAGGAAGAUGAGGAGGAAGAAAAAGCAGAUGAUUUUGUAGAAAGUAUGAGCUCCCAUGCUGAUAUGGUGCCUCUUCCUUCUGUCCUUUGCUACUCUGAUGGAACUGCUGUGCAUGAAAACCACUCUAAAAAUGCUUCAUACUAUACUAACUCUUCAGCUCUGUAUUACCAAAUAGAGAACCACGUUGCUGGCACUGCUAACCAGAUCGGUGAGACUUACUCAGAAAGGGAUGCUGUCAAGAACGGUAGUCUUUCUCUGGUGCCUUACAACAUGACUUCAGAACAGUUUGUUGACUACACACGGCAAUCAGAGGAAACUUUUAGCAGCCCUCAUUACCCUUCUGCAAACCCCUCAGUGAUUGUUUGCUGCUCAUCUUCUGAAGGGGAUGGCAGUGCUCCCUGUAACAGUUUAUAUACUGAGCAUAGGCCAAGUCACCCGCCAGUGGAAUUUCACUCAUACUUGAAAGGUCCUUCUCAAGAUGGCUUUGUUUCAGCUUUGAAUGGUGACAGUCAUGUGCAAGAACACCCUGCUGAGAAUUCACUAAACCUCCCAGAAAAGAGCAGACUGCACGAAGAGUGCAUCAAAUCACCAGUGGUAGAGACAGUACCUGUUUAAUAUUAAAAUUAUUCUAGGACUGACUUCCUGUGUUAAAAUUCACUCCCAUUGGAUUUUCCUAGAAACUUACUUUUUUAAGAGGUAGACAGCACUUGGACUAUAGUCAAUGUUCCAGACACAUUUUGUUUUCUCAAGCUACACUGGCAGUGAUAUUGCACAAAACCAGUUCAUGUAAAGAUUUAAAUAAAAAUAAUCAAAUACUUUUUUUGAUAAAAAUAAAACAGAUUAGUAAAAAACACACCCAACAUAUUUCAAAGUAGCCUACCUAUGAAAGUAUGUGAAACCUGCCAAGCUAUCUGAAUCAAAGCUUCAUGUUUUUGACUGUCGGGCCUGUGCAAGAUUGUUAUAAAUGAUACUUUGAAAUAAUCAUGUUUAGAGUCCUAAUUUUCAACAUAUCUGAAAAGAUGGUAAGUUUAAUGUAAAAGUAACUACUGUACAAAAAAAAAAAGUUUUAAUUGUUCUGUACUGUAUGUAUUUUAUUUAUGGUAGUUUAAGAUUCAUGUUUUGAUAAAAAUGAACAGAAUGUUCAUUUGAGCAGAAGACCCAUAGCUGCUUACGAAGAGCAUGUCCAUUUUUCAUCUGGAGUACCUUGUAUUCUUCCUUAUUUUUUUCUUAAUACCAUUUCUGAUAAAUCAUCUUGAAACAUAUUUUUAGAGUGUACUAUUUUCUCUUUUACUAUUCUUGACAAACAGAAGAGUCAGAAAGGGGGCAGUUACAUCUUUAGAAUAGAGAAUGGUAGACAAUCCUCCAUUUAAAACUAAAAUCAGUGGCAUUCCAGAACUAGUACCCCCUUCCCAAAGAAAAAUGAUCUUGUAUAUAAUGGCAAAGCAGUAGCUUAAGCUCACACAGCACCUUCAGCCCAGCCACCGUUCAGAUACUUACGCACUUUAGUGCCACUUUGCAGUACUGUACGAACUGUGGGAACUGUGAACCUCUCGGAGAAAUGCCAUAGCUACAGAUCCUGAGGCAAUGUAAGAUCUUCAAAUUCACUGUAACAAAACCUGUAUGUUUUUCCCAAGCCAGUUUAUGAAUAUGUCAGUAUGCAAUUUAUAAAAGCAGAGCCUUACUGAUGAAAGUUUAAAUAAAGCAUGGAAAAAAAAUGCGGAAGUGUCUAGAUUGCCUAAAUUUUUAUGAAAUACAAGACUGGCUUUUGUGGACUUCUGAUUGUAUCAAAUUUAGUACCAUUUGGUCUUAUUAGGAAACAGUCCAUUCAGUGAGGAAAAAUAGCUUCAGCAAUUUUGUAUCUGCAAAAGUCUGCAAACAAAAGAACAUGUGCAUCAUAUGGAUUUCCAUUACCUUGUGAUCCACUUGUUUUUAAGUGAAAUGGGAAUGAAAAUACCUUUAAUUUAUUAAAUAAUGUUGCUUUUGUCUAGAAAAGGAGGCAUAGGAACCAGAUUUUCUCUGCACUGGUAAUUCUGCACUGCCUUAUUUUGAUUUCAAAAUCUAUUUCAGCAUUUUUAUUCUUCUAAUACUGAAAUUUCAUUUAUUAUACAUCAAGUAGUUGAAAUAUAGGCCUGUCUUGUUUGUCAAAAUAAGAAUCAGCAUCUUAGUUUUUAUCUAUGUCAGAUCUAGAUGGUUAACAGUGUGCAUGUAAACACAGUGUAAAUUUUAUCUCUGUAACAGUGACUCUUCUGGUUAGAAGCUCUUUAAAACAUCAUGUACAGUACUCCAGUAGAAAAACUGCUGAUGUAAAAUACGCUUUUCAAAAAAAAGAGCUAACUUAAUUGUUUUUGUAUGAAAUCUGGGCAAAGUAAUUUCUCAUAUUUAUGCUAAAUUAGCAAAAUAUUUUUACUCCAUGUAGUAGCUGGAAAGGUUUUUUAUUUACUUGUUUCCACAAGAAGUCCUACAUGUUUUAUAUGAACUGCAUUGAAAAGUCUAGUUCUCUAGGGACUGGAUUCCAAACUUGCAACAUAUUCCAUCUCCUGGGAAAGCGCACUCAUGUUGGUUAUCUGGCUCAGAAAUUCCACAGCCUCUGUUCCUCGCAGUCACAGACCACUCUAGUCUCUUUUCUCUAAGGCUGAGUAGCCAGGUAAGUGCCUGUAUUCUCCAAUGCCAUACAGCAAAUGCCCAUGAUUUUUAAAGAGAAAUGUGCUAGCCCUUAAAGUUCUGUACUGAAGAAUGCAUUAUUCUGUUCAAGAUAUUCUAAGGGCAAAUGUAACAUACCCCUGUGUAUACAGGGGUCUUGCUUUAACAGUGGGCUUAAAUUAGGCACUCUCCCUUCACACCAGCACCAAAAGCACAAAUCUCUUCUGCAUGAGCUGGGACAUAGAUGAUCAUCAGUAGCAGCUCUUUAACUUCAGAGUGUGUUGGAGAACCACACACACUUUACUGGGGUAUUUCUCUCAGGGGAAAGUUAAGUGAAAUCUUUUGCUUUGUUAUUCAUGCCAUUACUGAGCAAUAAGAAAUUAUUUUCUUGGCCCCUGUGCUUUCACAUGAAAAAUAUCUUUAAUAAUGUCAGCAAGCACAGGAAGUGAUUAACUUUAUAAAAUACUUUGCAGCUAGCUUUAAAUAUUGAGGUGAUGGUUAUUUACUAUUUCCAUUGGCACAGAUAUCUGGUCCCAGUCCUCUGUAAUAUUAGCAUCUGUAAAAACUUCUGAGUAUUUGGACGUGUAUGUUGCAUGCCAUUGGGGCAUCGGGGUGAAUACAGCCAAAUUCUCUAAAGUCUGCAGCGUAGGAUAACAGGCAGUACCUUGUAAGAGAGAGGUAGAGGGAGUAGGGACUACAUAAAGCAUUUGUGAUACACUCUUUUCCCAUGUUUGAAGUCAAAAAAGUAAAGAUUUAAGUUGAAAAAAUAUUCCUAAUUGGCUAGGUAGUGAUAAUGUAGGUAAUAAUACUUUUGAUGCAAUAUGGUAUUUUGUGAUCAAGAUUUGAUCUCAAGAUACAAAGUAAAAAAGUCUUUAGUUCUUACAGCAAGUUAUAAAGUCAGAUCUAUUUAUAAUUAAUGGAGAGUUCCUGGUAGCUAUUAUUAAUAGUACUACCAAGCCUUCUAACAGAGAGAUACUGAGGAAAAAACCCCAGUAACCUCUCUUUUUUUCAGUACAGGUUAAACCUGUUGCCCAGCCAAAUCCAUGCCAGUAAAUAACAAAGCUAAACCCUUUUCUAGCAUUGACUAGAAUGAAAAAAAAAAAAAAAUAGUUUAAGUCCUGACCAAAAGAGGUAGGUAAAUUUAGCUGAAAUCUAGAGUAGGAUGUAAAAAACAUGAGAGUCAAGUUCCCUAUCACUUGAUUAAACUUCUAUUUUUUUAAUUUUUUUUAUUUUAUUUUUUUUUUGAACAAAAACCAUACUCUUUGUUUAAGUAAAAGCAAGCCUAAGUCAUGGGAUGGAAAAUAUUUCAGUGUUAUUUUCUGGGCUAGUAUAGAAUAAUACAUGCUGUGUCACAUUUCCCAGCUGGGAAUCAUGUUGAUUACCAGUCCUUUCAUUCUGGGUAGGCUGUUUCUAUGUGAUAAAAGUAUUAUAAAUGAUAACCAGCAGUAUUUGCUUCUGUAUCAACACAGUGUAUUAUUUGUGAAAAUAUCUACUUUACUGAUAGUCUUUAUCAGCUUUAUUUCUAAGAUAUCUGGCUACUGAUAAACACUUCUAAGAAGCCUGGUAUAUAUUUGUGAUUAUAUUGCAUCGUUCAAAAAAAUGAGUCAUAACAAAAGCAUUUCCCUUUCUUGAAAUAAACUGGAAUUUUCACACGGACUGUUACUGGAACAGGACCUAAAAGCAGAUGCCUUUUUGCUUAUAAGGUGAACUUCACCUUUGUUGGGAAAAGGUGCAUUGUUACAUAUUUAUAGAGCUUUAAUUGAUGGUAGACAUGAAAUUAGAAUUUCACUGGCAUGAUUACAGCAAUUGCAAUAGUUGCUUAAGAGCUGUAACUCAUGUCUGUUGAAACAUCCUUAAAAGCUGGUCAGUAGAAGUUUCAAAUAUUCUUUGUUGAGCUGUAUGCUACUUAGAUGAGAAAACUCUAGAUUUGUAAAGCUUUACAGUUUUUCAUUUACUUAAGUUCUUGCUAGUGAAUCAUGAUUGGUGUUGACAUUUGUUUAUUUUAAGGCCAUUGGUUCCUUGUAACUAUCACUUGCUAUAGAUAAGGUUCAGCUGCUCCCCUGCUGUUAACAGUGGGACCCUGCCUUUAGUCCAAGUGCUGCAGGAUUCCUGUGAGGUAUUGGUGGUACUGUUACUCACUAGACUGCUGACUGAUCCCUGUCCAGAUCCAGUUUCUAACCUGAUCUGGAUGUUUUAUUUCAGUAAAUGUGCUAAUAAACUGAUCAUGUUGCUUUCCCUGCAUUCCUUUGUGAAGGCAGUACCUUCACAAACACAGCUGCUUUGUUAAAGGUCAUAUACAUGUAUUUGUAUGCAAAACUAAGCAUGUAUAAAGGUUUCUGUUAGUUCAGGUGUUCCUGACAGAAAUGUGAUACACUGGAUAGAGAACUGGGCUCAGGCAGAGGAGACUUUGCUUUUGUCCUGUUGUGUCAUUGCGUUCUCUGUGCUUUGGUUUGUAAUGUACUUGGAGAUACUGUGAUAAAACAUUAUUCUAUAGAACAGGUAAAAUACCAUUUUAUUCUUGUGUUUUGGCAUCAUAAGUAAAUUUUUGUACUGCAGACUAUGCCACUUUGCAAGUGAAGCCCAGCCCAGCUCAGAAGUGACCAGAAAUUUUUCACUAACAUGAAACACAGCUGAAAUGAGCUCUCCUUUCCUUGGACUGGAUUAAUGGGCAGAAGCUAAAAAGUAAAUUUCACAGUGAAAAAUUAGAAUAAAAGCUGUGUUGAAUAUACAACAUUUACCUGUCUAGUGCUUAACAUUUGAGCAGCAAGAUUGUAGUUUUCCUGCAACACCAUACUUGGCAGCGACAGACAGUCUUACUCUUCUGCAUGUUGUGUUCUUUUACCAGCUGAAUUCUCAGUUGCAACUCCUUUUCUCUCGGCUGUUUCUGUAGCAAUGCAGGUGUCCUUACUCAAACAUAAAGCAAGACAGACCCAUGAUAUCCUUUUAAAAGUCAUUUGCUAAAUAAGGAGUUACAGCUCGUGACUUUUAUAAACUGAUGUUCAUUGUGCCAGUUGUUUUACUUCCUGAAACAGUCAGGAACAGAAGAGGAUGAUACAGAAAAUCCUUAAGCAUUUGGGGGUGUUAUGUUUUCCUGCUGAGACUAAAGAGUAAUUCUAUCAUCUGCUUUAUAAUGGUUGCAGAACAGUUGAUGUAAAAUACUUUGAAAAUCUAGAAAUAACUAAGAGAAUAUAUUCUAUAGAAUUUAUUUCUAAAAUAUUAAAUCUGAUUACUAUUUUUUUAAAAUGGUAGAAAGCUGUUAUUUUCAAAAGAGUCUAGUUCACUUACUUGUUCCUUGGUAUGAGAAAUCUCAGCAUUGGCCUUUUCACUGUUUCAAGGGGGUUUUUUUAUCCUUAAUUUUACUAUUCUCUGUAAUCAUUGUCCAUGUGCAAAUUAUUGUCCAUUUUCUCCAAGAAGUGUCAAAUCCAAAGUACAAAUAUUGUCAAGUGAUGAAGUGCAAUGUAGUUUUAAAGAUGUCUGAGUGAACACACAAGUUCUUCACAAGUUCUUCCUUUUCACUGUCUCUUCCCUCCCCUAAAUCCAAGGCAGCUUUUAAUUCUGGCUAAUAAAUGUACCAGAUUUUUCCACUUAAGGAGUAAAGUUAUAACAUCUUUUGAGAACUUUUCUGCUACCCUAUUUGAACAUCCACUUUAUGAAACACCUAUUUUGCAGCCUUAGUCCCUCCCUCCCUCUGUUGUAAAGUAAGGCUUUUCAUUAAAUUCAAGCACAAGGGCAACUGUGCUGUACUUUGUGCUGACAAUGAUAUCUUGAAAACAGGUUGGGUGGGGUUUUGAACAAUUUGAACUAGUGGGGGGUUGGAAUUAGAUGGUCUUUAAGGUCCCUUCCAAACCAGGCCAUUCUGUGAUUCUAAGAGUUAAAAUAUGUAUUGCCCUACUGCUGUCUUAAGGUUAGGCAGACACCCCCUGCUCAGAAGGUCCCACAGACUGGACAACCAUAUUCCUGGUGCUCUGUGUUGCACCUUCUCACAGCUGAGAUCAUAGUCCUUCAUCCAAGGCUGGGGGUGGAACAAAAAAAAAGUUAAAAGGUAGAUUUUGUACUUUAUUAAUACAAUUAUUUUAAUUUGGAGCUUAGCAAUGUCACUUCUGUUUUCUGAAUGAAUGUCCAGUAGACCAAAGUCAAAAAAAGUUUGUCUCAUGUACAUUGUUCUGUUUCCUUUUCCAACAAACCAUGAAUAUGGGAUUAGCUUUUGUUGAUAGGGAAAAUGGUGGAAGGUACAAAUGCACAUCAUUAUUCUAAUACAAGGAUCAAGAUCAUCCUUUGUCUUCAAACACUUGAGUGAGUGCAGGGAGGAUAGGAAGAACAAUUUAGAGGAAAAGAAAGAUGAAGGCAGGAGGCAGAUUGAUGAGGAUUAUUUUUUCUUCUAAAGGGAAAAAUAAAGCAUAUUAAAAAAAAAAAAAAAACAGAAGGAAAAAUGCAAAUUAAGAUCUCUUCAGAACAAGGAUGGAAAAGUAUAUGGACAUUCACUACAAGCUUGCCCAUGUUAGACCAUAAUAUUGUUUCUGUAAUACAAUAUAUUGUAACCAAACAUGAACUCAGUGGAAACUGAAAUGACAUUUUUUCCAGACCAGACCUAUAUGGGUGGCCAUUAAAUAAAAGACUUAUCCAAAUGCAUGAGGUAAAAAAUCUAAAAAGCAUCACCGUAGAAGCAUUGCUACCAUAUCACUCUUUGUGAUGGCAAUUUCAAAGACAAGUUUAGAAUCAUUUUAGUUACCUCUGCUCCCAGGCACAUAUUCUCAUACACUCAGUUCCUCAGCUAGCAAGAGAUGCUAAAAGCAAAGAAAAAAUAUCCUUUUUUCAGCAUUUUAUCUUGGUACUUUCAAAUGCAGGUUAGUACAUUAUGGCAGGUAAUUAUUUUAGGUUUCUCCAUCUUCUAAAAUAAAUUCUUAAGAAUUAUAUUUUGGGUUGGAUUUUGGAUGGGGGUUAGCCUUGCUGGGGUAAUGGAGGAAUCACUGUAAAGAACCAUUUGUGGGUCUCAGAUACAGAUUUAGCACCAGUUUUCAGCUUCUUGAAAAGAUCAUCAUGUGCACUGGCAGCUGGUUCUUUUAAAACCAAAAGCAAGCAUAUUGGUUUUUUUCAAGCAAUUUCACACAAAUACCACAACUUCAGGUCUCAAAUGCCCUUGUAAACAAGGCUUAAUAACCGGGCACUUCUUUUAAAUUGACUGAUUGUAGGCACUUCUAUGGAAAUACGUCUGAAAUGUAGUUUGUGAAAUAUGUUUUAAAAGUGUUUGAUGUAAAAUAAGCGCUAGACAUUUAACAGUGCAAAAAUAGUCAAAAUCUGUAGAUUACAAAACUGUUCCUAAGAUCCUCAGCCUGUAAUAUUGUCUUAGUAAAGUUGAUCUUUUAAGUUAAAUUGCAUUCUGGUGUAAUAACCUUUUACAAAUAAAAUUAUUAAUACAAAUGUACUGGUUAAUACCUGUUAACAUAAAACAUGGCAAUUUGUUAUUUUGAUUUGUUUCAAUCUACAACUAGUAAAGAUUCUGUAAAAAAACAAAAACAACACAUUACUUUUUAUAUGUUUAAAGUGUUUUGUAUUAACAGACUGUAUUAACAUUCACACUGUCUAGUCCAACCCUGUCUUUUAGCAGGUCCAUCUCUCUCUGUAUACAUACAUAUAUCUAGAUAUCCCCACAAGAAUAUAAAAUUUCUUUUGAAAUUUGUUUUGGCAAGUGGUAAAUAGUAUACCAUGGCAUAAACUCAGAAGCACUUAAGUUGAUGGUCUUUCAGACAGGUAAUCCAUUCAACUGGGAGUAGUAAAAAUGUGUAAUUGCAGCCAUUCAUUUAAAAUUUGUACAUUACUUCUAAUGUUACUAAUUUCUGAGAAAAAUAAUUAUGUUACAUACUUAACAUUUUCCAUUACAGAUGAUCUUGCAUACUAAAAUUAUGGAGGUCUCAACAGUUAAGCAAGAUAUUUAAUUGGACUGCUGCUUUUAAACUGUUUGAAGAAGCAAAGGGAAAGUUCAUCUUAAAAUCUGUAUAUGGAAAUAAUUUUAAGCUUCAUGAACUACACAUUUCCUUUAUUUCUUUUUUUAAACAAGUUGUAACAUCAAAGAUGCCAAAGGGUAAUAUAAGCUACAAUAAUAUUCAACAGAACUUAACCUAGAUCUUAUGUUGUAAUAAUUUAUUCAAAUUAACUGUAUUCUUCCGUAUUUAUAUUUUCGGUAUUUAUUAUGAAUGAUAUGAAAUUUGAUGUAUUUAUUGUGGCUUAUUACUGCAGUGUAUAUAUAUUAAAAAAUGAGCAUUUUUAAGUCUUAACAUUAGUUUUUUUGUUAAUUAGUGGCACUUGUAUCAGCUGUAUUUUUAUUAUAUAUUGUACAAUAUAUAUUGUCCAUUUGUUUGCAAUGAAGUAAACCAGGUUUCUACGUUA
This is a messenger RNA of Parus major (Great Tit), 10778 nucleotides long. RefSeq names its product cysteine and serine rich nuclear protein 3 (gene CSRNP3). The record is from RefSeq and is a predicted model, not a curated record. The transcript has 7 exons. Gene Ontology annotation, biological process: regulation of transcription by RNA polymerase II. Gene Ontology annotation, molecular function: sequence-specific DNA binding; DNA-binding transcription factor activity, RNA polymerase II-specific. NCBI's taxonomy places the organism in Eukaryota, Metazoa, Chordata, Aves, Passeriformes, Paridae. Gene Ontology annotation, cellular component: nucleus. The coding region runs from base 450 to 2369 and encodes 639 amino acids.